Salvia splendens (bonfire salvia) is the source of this 966-nucleotide messenger RNA. RefSeq names its product clavaminate synthase-like protein At3g21360. The transcript has 2 exons. The record is from RefSeq and is a predicted model, not a curated record. Gene Ontology annotation, molecular function: oxidoreductase activity. Bases 1 to 966 code for a protein of 321 amino acids. NCBI's taxonomy places the organism in Eukaryota, Viridiplantae, Streptophyta, Magnoliopsida, Lamiales, Lamiaceae.
AUGGAGUCGAGCUGCAAAUACUUCAAGGUGGGAAGUUGCGAAGGGCAGAAGGUGAUCGAAGGCGAAGCUAUGCCACUCGUGCUGCAGCCCCCCGAGGGCGGCUCUGGCAACACGGUGGGGCUGCUGGCCGCUCUGAAGGAGAACAAAGAGUGGUUCGAGAAGUUGAUAAUAAAAAACAGUGCUGUUCUCCUCAGAGGCUUCCAUGUCAAGAAUGCCCAUGAAUUCAACGAUAUAGUCGAGGCCUUUGGAUGGGAGGACAUACGUUACGUGGGGCCCGCCCCUAGGACACAUGUGUACAAGAGGGUCUGGACAGCCAACGAAGGUCCCCUGUCCGAGUUCAUCUACUACCACCAUGAGAUGGUCCUGAUCAAAGAAUUCCCAGAGAAGGUGAUUCUUUUCUGUGAGGUGCCUCCACCGGGAGGGGGAGAGACUCCGAUCGUGCCUAGCUUCCGUGUGACAGAGAGGAUGCUGGAGGAGUACCCGGAGAUGGUGGAGGAGAUGGAGACCAAAGGACUGAGAUACACGUUCACAGCCCUCAGCAAAGACAACACAUCGUCCAUGAGAGGCCGAGGCUGGGAAGAUGCAUUCGGGACUUCAGACCGCGUAGAAGCAGAGAAGAGGGGUAAGUCAUUAGGGAUGGAGAUGGAAUGGCUGGCGGACGGUGGGGUGAAGACGAUUCUAGGCCCGAGGCCUUUGACAAGGGUGUUCGAGGGAAGAAAAGGAAGGAGGAUGUGGUUCAACACCGUUGUCGGGAUGCAUGGCAACGAGCUCAGCUCGGCCACCAUGGCUGAUGCAAGUGAAAUACCGGAUGAGGUGGUGAGGAGAUGCCAAGAGAUCAUCGAAGAAGAGAGCAUCCAAUUCAAGUGGGAAAUGGGCGACGUUUUGUUCCUUGAUAACUUGGCUUUACUUCAUGGUAGAAGGCCUUCUCUCCCUCCUAGAAAAGUGUUGGUUGCCACAUGCAAAUAA